ACAACAACAACAGCAACAACAACCUGAAGGUGGAUUACAUCGUUAUGGAAGUGUAUCUGGUCCUAGAGUGGCUCCUGAUAUUAUCGCAUCAGGUAUAGAUACUGAUAUUGGUGGAAAAAAUAGCAGCAAAAAUGGAAAGGAUUUCAGCAAAUUCAUGAAGGGUGUACUCAAAUCUAACGAUGGUCGACCAUUUUCAAGUGACGUUACAAUGAACAACAAAUUCAACUCAUCACAAGAUCCAAGUCAAAAUAGCAACAAGAAGGAAAAAGGUGGUCGAUUCUCUCUGGGUAUUUUUGGCAACAAAAAGGAUAAGAAGAGCAACAAGGAAAGUCGUGAUUCUCUUCAGCGUCUUACUUCAAAUGAUAUAUUAAUCAGUGGGCCUCCUGGUGGAGGACCUGUUGUCAUGGAUGGUAGUGCGAAUCCCUAUGUCAAUAAUAAUAAUAAUAUCAAUACAAACAACAGCAAUCCUAAUGGCAUGGCGACAUCAUCAUCCAAAUCAUCUUCCAUUAUCCCAACUAGUCAACCUAUUAUGGAUACCAGUAUACCAAAUGCAUCAAAUUAUCCUCAACAAUCGAAUAAUAAUGACACAACUACAAAACAGUCCGAUGUUGCCUAUGGUUAUUCUGAAACUUCUAAUCAAUUAUCUGAUGGUACUCCAAUCAUGCAUUAUGCACGUGCAGUAUGGUCAUUUACAGCUACGAUUCCUUUGGAAAUGUCAUUCUCUGCUGGUGAUCGAUUGGCUAUUGUGAAGAAACAAGCUGAUGGAUGGUGGGAUGCUGAAUUACAGGGUCCAAAGAAAACUCGUGGCUUAGUACCUGGAAACUAUAUGGAAACUGAAUAAUAUGUAGCAUCUCUUUUUAUAUAUAUAUAUUUUAUAUACUUUUUAUUAUUAUUAUUAUUAUUAUUAUUA
Molecule: messenger RNA, 910 nt
Organism: Halteromyces radiatus
Lineage: Eukaryota; Fungi; Mucoromycota; Mucoromycetes; Mucorales; Cunninghamellaceae
Exons: 2
Molecular function (GO): protein binding
Source: RefSeq, a predicted model, not a curated record